AAACAAUACAAGCAUAGGCGGAAACUUGGAGAAGAAGAAAGGGAAGGCACGUGAUUAACCCAGCGAUGGUGUAGGCAGAGGCUCUGUAAGCAUUAUGGGAAAUUUCGCAGACGAAAAUGAAGCGCUCUUGAAUGAAAGCCGGACAGCAUCAUUGGAUGAGAAGAAGGAGAGGCAAACAGUGAAGAUGAAGAAGCUGAGACGAUUGGUGACACCUUGGGCAUCCUGUUUAGGGUGCAUGAACAUGCGGACAGACCACAUUGAUCUCUCAAAGGACAAGCUUGCCCUGCAGAAGCUUCGGAAGGCAGCAGAAAAGGCUAAGAUUGAACCAUCAUCCACAACCCAGACUGAAGUCAACCUACCAUUCAUAACUGCUGAUGCAUCUGGAGCUAAACAUUUCAAUAUAACUCUAACCAGAUCCAAGUUUGAGGGAAUGACACGUGUUCCAAAGGUGCAAGAAGUAGUAGCAGAAAUUUUUGGAAAAGCUCCGAGCAAGGGGGUUGAUCCUGACGAGGCUGUUGCAAUGGGAGCAGCAAUUCAAGGUGGCAUCCUUCGAGGUGAUGUUAAGGAGCUGCUUCUGUUGGAUGUGACCCCUCUGUCACUUGGUAUUGAAACUCUGGGUGGAAUUUUCACAAGGUUGAUCAACAGGAACACGACCAUUCCUACCAAGAAAUCACAGGUUUUCUCUACUGCUGCUGACAACCAGACUCAGGUGGGAAUUAAAGUACUUCAGGGUGAGCGUCAAAUAGCGGCAGACAACAAGCUUUUGGGUGAGUUUGAUCUUGUUGGUAUUCCCCCUGCGCCUAGAGGCCUGCCACAAAUUGAGGUGACAUUUGAUAUAGAUGCCAAUGGGAUUGUAACUGUUUCUGCUAAGGAUAAGGCAACAAAUAAGGAGCAGCAGAUUACAAUCCGAUCUUCUGGAGGGCUUUCAGAUGAUGAGAUCAAUAAGAUGAGCUUGGGUGAGUACAAGAGCAAGAUUCCAGAUGAAGUUACAAGAGAGAUAGAGUCUGCAGUGGAAGAUUUGAGGAAAGCAAUGGCGGGUGAUAAUGCUGAGGAAAUCAAGGCAAAACUUGAUGCGGCAAAUAAGGCUGUUUCAAAAAUUGGAGAGAAUAUGUCUAGAGGGUCUGGUAGUCCUUCAUCGGAAGGGUCUCAGGGUGGCGAUGAGGUCCCAGAAACAGAAUAUCAGGAGGCGAAGAAAUAGAGGUCAAUUCAGUAUAAAUUGUUCAUUAAAAG
Messenger RNA from Rubroshorea leprosula, 1230 nucleotides. The record is from the annotation of a GenBank genome assembly. Lineage: Eukaryota; Viridiplantae; Streptophyta; Magnoliopsida; Malvales; Dipterocarpaceae.